AUGCCUACUCGAACGCCGCGCCCCAGCGAAUUCACGUCCCCAAAGCCGGCGCGUGACCUCCUCGAACUGCGGGCCAGCGGCCCUCUCCGGUGCGCGUUGAGAUAUCUGUCGAAGCCGGGCGUCCACCGCCUGCCGCGUAGCUGCCACACGCGGAACUCCCUCCAGCGGUCCCACUGUCUGGUUCGCCUCGACUCGCGUGAGGAGGCCGGCGUGGAACAGCGGCCUGCAGCCGUCAUCGAGGAGGGCUUUGUGACACCUGGUCUCGUACUCGAGCUCUUCGGUUUCGGGAGUGCGGUGAGGGCGACGGCAUCCAACCUGUCGCCGUACCAUCCGCCGCCGAUCUGCCCCGCGGCCUUGAGCAAGACGGGGCUGGUGGCGACCGUCUGCUCCCGAGGCUCUGGCGCUGGUCGUGGGCUCAAUGUCGGAUUAGUCCUCGUUCGCGUCGGGCUGGCCCUCGCCGACGUCCUCGUCGGCAGCGCCGAUGAUGCGAGCGACUCCUGGCCGUCGACAUGCUCAUCGCCGCGCUCGGUCGCGCGUGCCAGACAGCAUGUUACCAAAAACAAUAAGCAGGAUAGCCUGCCUUUUGCCGAAGUCCUAAGCUUCGAGGCGGCUGGCUUUGCCGCUACGGCGCGGCGUUUCCGCGGUACCGAAGCCCGGACGUCGGGCCACGCAGUUCCGCCGGAUGCGCACAUUCCCCAUUUCCUCGCCAUCUUUGGCGCCUGCAGCGUCGUCAUCUUCAACUACCAAAAGAUGUCCAGUCCCGUGGUGGCGUCGACCUUGUACGCCCUGCGCGUCUCGCCCGAGGACGGCUCCAAGAUCGACCUGCUCGCCGGCAGCGACCCCUUCAGGGGCAUGCAGCUCGACAAAUCGCUGGAAAACUACCUGAACGAUAAUAACGAGGAGGACCAGCCUACAACGAGGGGUUUCAGGCAGAUGGCAAGAAAUAAGGAAGCAACAAGGAAAGCCCUGCUGGGUUUUGGAUGGAUGUGGGAGAAGUCUUUUCGAUGGCGCCACGGCAACGAAACCGAAUGCCGUGGAUCAAAGGCGACCCGCAAGGGCAAGACAAUGCUGCUCUGCGGCUGCCGACCGCAGCCUUUCCUGUACUUCUGCCAGGCCACUGUGUGCCAGCCCAUUACGCUCCACGAACUAGCAUUUCGACGGAUGCUUGCAUAUACGAUAUAA
This is a messenger RNA of Gaeumannomyces tritici R3-111a-1, 1182 nucleotides long. RefSeq lists its product as hypothetical. The coding region runs from base 1 to 1182 and encodes 393 amino acids. Lineage: Eukaryota; Fungi; Ascomycota; Sordariomycetes; Magnaporthales; Magnaporthaceae. The record is from RefSeq and is a predicted model, not a curated record. The transcript is spliced from 7 exons.